Molecule: messenger RNA, 4254 nt
Organism: Styela clava
Lineage: Eukaryota; Metazoa; Chordata; Ascidiacea; Stolidobranchia; Styelidae
Source: RefSeq, a predicted model, not a curated record
AGGAAGGCCUGAAGGUAUAUUAACGAAAUGAAAUAUGUCAUCGAACUUGACAGCAUAUACGCCAGUGCGAAUUGAAUUAUUAACCAACUGACAACAGAAGACAACAGUCAGAUUUUGAACUGAGUUGGUAAAAUACAAAAAAUGUGGUUUCAAAAAACCUUACUGCUUGUGUGUUUCGUUUUUAUGGGAGUAGAAGCAUGUCGAAUGCCAAGUAAAGAUUAUCCACCAGACGCGUUCCCCGAACAUGGCGACCAAGGCGAUCAAGAUGGGGAUUCACAAGGCAGAAAAAAAAGGCACGUGGUAACUAACCCCCACGACGUUGACCAUGUUUUGAGCGACUUUUUCACUACAUGUUUGUUUGAUAAAACCGGAAGUGUUUUCUCAUCGUGGAGAGCCGUUGUUGAUUUUGUUCUUCGUGAUACAAGAUGGUAUUCUGCAUCCGACGAACAGUUUUGUAAACGAAACUAUGACCGCGAAAUUCCUGUUGAAUGCUGGCAGAAUCGUUUUGAAAAGCUCGUUGCUCUAGAUUCAAAGUUGCUUCCAAAAGCGAAGGAAUGCAUGCAAGAAUAUGCUUGGUCGAAAGAAACACCUAUCCGUGGAAAACGUGGCCUGGCGUCACCUGGAGGUCCUCGAACCACCUUAAAAAUUGAUGUUUGUCUUGGAAUUUCCACAAAGGAAUAUGGAUCUUGCGUGGAAGAUAAUCUCUUAACUAGAAAAAAUAUUGCAAUGUAUGGUUCAUUGAAAGAAUAUAACCAGAAGUCCAUUGAUGACUUUGUAUCCGAUCACUAUUCUGAGUGCAGAAUCACAUCUCGGUACAACCGUUUUACUGGAAAUGUCUACAUGGAAGAUUGUCCAAUUCAUUAUUUGAAUCCAUCAUUCAAUACAGCACCUCGUACGCCUACAUGUUUGUCAACAACGUUCAAGGAAAUUGUACGAACUUCAUCGCCUCUUUUCGCUGCAACAAAAACUUGUAUUCAAAAAUAUUCUAACGAUAAAUGCAAAAAUGUGAAAUGCUGGCGUCCGUAUGAACAAUGUGACCCAUCAACUGGAAGAUGCAUUUGUCGGCCGGGAUAUGAGAAAAAUAACCGAGGAACUUGUGUUGAAGAAAACAAAUGCCGGGCCAGAUUCUGCAGUGGCUUACACAAAGUGUGUGAUCCAGAUACGGGAAACUGCGUCUGCAAGGAAAACUACGUCUUGAAUGCACGCGGUGAUUGCGUCAUGCUGAGUAGAUGCGCAUUGAUAUUUUGUGGAGGACAAUAUAAAACUUGUGACGAACGAACAGGAUUAUGUGUCUGUAUGGAAGGUUACGUUCCAGAUGGGAACGGUAUUUGUCGUGAACAAUCUUCUGAUCCAUGUCGGAGAAAGAUUUGUGGCGUUGGUGAACAAUGUGUUGUAUAUGAAGGAUCCCCGUUUUGUGUUUGUAUGGAAGGUUACGAAAGAAUUGUUCCUGGAAUAUGCAGAAUGCCAAACAAUUGUCGCCAAACAAAUUGCGGGCCUAAUGGUAGAUGUAGAAUGAGACAGGGGCGGCCGGUUUGUUUUUGCAAUCCUGGGUAUAUCAGGAAAGGCGGCAAAUGUGAACCAGAAGUAAUUGAUCCAUGUGCAACUGUCCGUUGUGGUAGAUAUAUGGAGUGUAAAGUCGAUCAAUUCGGUGCACCAGGUUGCGUUUGCAUUGCUGGAUAUGUUCCUGACCCUGAAAUGAAUGGAGUAGGCUGCAAGCGUCCUGUAAUUGAUCCAUGUGCAACUGUCCGUUGCGGUAGAUAUAUGGAGUGUAAAGUCGAUCAAUUCGGUGCACCAGGUUGCGUUUGCAUUGCUGGAUAUGUUCCUGACCCUGAAAUGAAUGGAGUAGGCUGCAAGCGUCCUGACCCGUGUGAUAAUGUUGAUUGCGGUCCGCACGGUAGAUGUGUCAGAAACGGAAACUGUGUUUGCAAUCCGGGAUAUAGAAAAGUAAACGGACGCUGUGUUGAUCCUUGCGAAAACAUUAAUUGUGGGCCAAACGGUAGAUGCGUAAGAGGGCGUUGUAUUUGCGAUAGAGGUUUUGUAGAAGUUAACAGACGAUGUGUUGGUCCAUGUGACGGUGUUACUUGUCCAGAUAACAGUGCCUGUAGUAAUGGAAACUGCGUGUGCGAUUCUGGAUUUUCUAAGAACUCAGACGGAGAAUGCAUAAGAAUAAACCCUUGUGAUGGAGUUACAUGCGAAAGGAAUCAGAGGUGCGUUAGGCAAACUGGACAGUGCGUCUGUAUACCUAAUUUUAUUCCCAAUCCAGUCGGACCUGGAUGCGUACCGAGAGACCGUUGCGCUGGUGUGACAUGCACCGGUAACAAGGUCUGCGAUAACGGAAACUGCGUGUGUGCAUCUGGAUUUAGAGAAAAUGCAGAUGGAGAAUGUACAAGAAUAAACCCUUGUGACGGAGUUACAUGCGAAAGGAAUCAGAGGUGCGUUAGGCGAACUGGACAGUGCGUCUGUUUACCUAAUUUUAUUCCCAAUCCAGUCGGACCUGGAUGCGUACCGAGAGACCGUUGCGCUGGUGUGACAUGCACCGGUAACAAGGUCUGCGAUAACGGAAACUGCGUGUGUGCAUCUGGAUUUAGAGAAAAUGCAGAUGGAGAAUGUACAAGAAUAAGCCCAUGUGAAGGUUUUAGAUGCCCAACAAACAUGAGGUGUCAAGUUAGAGGGGAAGGUCAAGUAUGCGUUUGUUUACCUGGCUUUAUACGAAACCCUACUAAUGCUCCUGGAUGCAUAAGAGAUGCGUGCGCGGGAAUAUCUUGUCCGGACAACAGCGUGUGUAUCAAUGGAGAUUGUAUCUGCCAGCCACCAUUAAGAAAAGAUGAAUCUGGUCAAUGCGUCAGUGGAAGUCUAUGCGACAACUUUCCUCCAUGCGGAAGAAACGAAGAAUGCCGAGUCAAUUCUGAUGGUUUGCCUGAAUGCCAGUGCAUGUCAGGUUUCAUCAGAAAUCCAAGAGGAUCUGGUUGUAUUGCAGAUCCAUGCAGUACUUUGGAUUGUGGAGAUAAUAGUGUCUGUGUUCGAGGAAGAUGCCGAUGUUCGCCAGGAUUUAGAGAAAACGAUUCAGGAAACUGUGUUUCGUUCGAUGUAUGCGAAGAUUUCUGUGGAGAAAACGAAGACUGCGAAGCUACGUCUGGUAGACCAAGAUGUUUCUGCAAAGCAGGAUUUACACUCAAUGAAUUCCGAGAAUGUGUCCCUUCAACAACGGAUCCAUGUGAUGGAGUUACCUGCGGGAGAAAUAUGGAUUGCAGGAAUGGUAACUGCUUUUGUAGAACUAACUUCAUAAGAGAUCCAAAUGGAAACGGAUGCGUGACACCUGUUGUUAGAUGUGGCGGCACAAGAUGUGACAAAAACAUGGUAUGUCAGAAUAAUCGAUGUGAAUGCGCGUCAGGGCACGUACCUGAUCCAUCAGGCGGUGGGUGCGAACAAAUUACCGUCACUUCUUGUGACCGGGUUCAAUGUGAACGAAACAUGGAGUGCAAAGAUGGAAGAUGCGUAUGCAGGGAUGGGUUCGUUCCAACCCCACCUGGCGAAAGAGGCUGUCAACGACCCACGAGUGCCUGUACCGGAAACAAAAUUUUCAACGCAUGCCCAACAAUGUGCCCACAAACUUGUCAAAAUCGAGGUACUUCCAUUUCAUGUGCGGCUGGCUGCAGGCCAGGUGUUACGUGCGUAUGCAGACCGGGUCAGGUAGAAACAAGCUCGACAGAUUCGACCUGCAGAGAUCCAAGUAGCUGUCCGGCUUCUGGUCCGUGUGAAUCGAGUCCAUGCCUGAAUGGAGGAGUAUGUAGCGUUAGUGGAAACGGUUAUUCUUGUCAGUGUAGAAGCCCCUUCUCAGGAACGAGAUGCGAAAGAGGUUGCACUGCUGAAUUUUGUGGAGCAAAUGGAAGUUGUGCUAAUAAUAGUUGCCGAUGCAACAAUGGGUUUUUCCCAGAUGGAAAGGGAGGCUGCUCUCCCUAAACUUAUCGCUUCCAUUUUGAUUGGACAGAUAAAUAAUACUGGAUUUUAGCAUUUGCAUCGUAUUAGAAAUUCAUACAUUGCAUUCAUUUUAUUAUUCGUUCAUUUACUCAUGAGUAAUUAUAUACAACUGCAUUAACAUAAAAAUAAAUACUCACACGUGUAGGGUGGUGAUAUAAAUGGUAUUUUUGUUCUGAAAUAUAAAGAUCUCAGUAAUAGUAAAGGCACCCCGGUUAUAAGCAAUAAUUCACAAUUUUUGUUGUAGUCGAAUAUUAUCAAUAAAUGUUGAUCAUAAUG